Molecule: messenger RNA, 1632 nt
Organism: Alternaria metachromatica
Lineage: Eukaryota; Fungi; Ascomycota; Dothideomycetes; Pleosporales; Pleosporaceae
Exons: 5
Coding region: 1-1632 (543 amino acids)
Biological process (GO): transmembrane transport
Molecular function (GO): transmembrane transporter activity
Source: RefSeq, a predicted model, not a curated record
AUGGCUACCGUAGACGAUGGCAAGCCGACAGCUGUGCCUGACACCGAGCGCGACCCCAACUAUGGCGAAGGCACAGAACUUGAGCAAGAGAAGACGGACCGAAUCAUCACAGGCGACAAAGUCGAGCUACAAGACAGUGAUGCUUGGGACAAGCUUGGUUAUUCUUUCCCAACUUGGCGCAAAUGGCAGAUCCUCAUCGUCGUCUUCUUCAUCCAAAUCAGCAUCAACACGAAUGCGUCCAUGUACUCGCAUGCCGUCAGCGCCGUGUCUGAACAUCAUGGUGUCAGCGAACAAGCAGCUCGCGUCCCACAGGCAGCGUUUUUGAUCGCCUACGGUAUCGGUUGCGAACUUUGGGCUCCCUGGUCAGAAGAGUAUGGACGAUGGCCCAUCCAGCAACUCAGUCUGUUCCUUGUCAACCUCUGGCAAAUACCAGCCGCUUUGUCGAAGAACUAUGCGACAUAUGUGGUGGUCCGGACGCUUGGAGGCUUAUCAACGGCUGGCGGCUCGGUCACGCUUGGUGUACUCGCCGACAUGUGGGAGCCGGAUGAACAAGAGUUUGCUGUCGCAUUCCUAGUGCUAUCAUCUGUGGGCGGGUCCGUUGUUGGUGCGAUCAUCGGAGCGUUUGUAGAAAGGUACAAGUCGGUCGAGUGGAUAUUCUGGGUCCAGCUCAUCAUCGGAGGCUUCGUCCAGCUCGUUCACUUUGUCUGCAACCCCGAAACUCGCUCGACAAUCCUAUUGGACCGCGAGGCGAAGAGAAGACGUAAGACAGGUGAAGAUCCGAACAUCUAUGGUCCGAAUGAGAUCCGAGGUGGCCAUAAGAUGAGCUUUAAAGAGGUCGGCACUAUCUUCUGGAGACCUUUCUACAUGUUCUUUACCGAACCAAUCGUUCUAUGGCUCUCACUCCUCAGUGGUUUCAGCGACGCCCUGAUCUUCACAUUCUUGGAAUCUUUUGGUCCCGUCUACGAACAAUGGGGCUUUGGCGUCGUUGGCGCAGGUCUAGCCUUCCUUCCCAUCUUGAUCAGUUACUUCCUAGCUUACGCUUCAUACAUGCCGUCGAUUAUCAGUUUCCGGAAGAAACGACGACAGAAUCCAGGAUCAGUCGAACCGGAAGCCCGACUUUGGUGGUUACUGUUCCUCGCUCCGCUGGAGACUAUCGGCUUGUUUGGGUUUGCUUGGACGUCACUUGGCCCAGAUUAUGGCAUUCCUUGGAUCGCGCCGAUGAUCUUCUCGGCAAUGGUUGGCAUGGCGAACUAUGCAAUCUACCAGUCUUCAAUCGAUUACCAAACAGCCGCAUACGGCCCCUACGCUUCCUCGGCAACCGGUGGCAACGAUCUCGCUCGUGACGCUCUAGCCGGUAUCGCUUCUCUAUACUCAACACCGCUCUACUCGAACAUCCCUGGCCGGCCGCUGCAAUACGCUUCCACUAUUCUAGCCUGCCUUGCUUUCCUGGUCACCCUUCCCAUUUACAUCGUGUACUGGAAAGGUCCGCAGAUCAGAGCCAAUUCGAAAUUUGCGCAGAGCCUCGAUCAAAGUCGACAACAGAGAGAUGAAAAGAGGAGAAAGAGUGUUCAUCCAGGUGUGGAGGGGCCGCUGGGUGAGAAGGAGCAGAGGGUUCAUCGAGAGAAUGCGUAG